Molecule: messenger RNA, 353 nt
Organism: Paraglomus occultum
Lineage: Eukaryota; Fungi; Glomeromycota; Glomeromycetes; Paraglomerales; Paraglomeraceae
Source: the annotation of a GenBank genome assembly
AGAUGAAAUAUGAGGGAGAUAUGAGAAUGACCGUGGCAACAGAACUGAGAAUGAACUAUCCGAGUUCAAUGUUUAUGAGUUUGCCCGUGAGAUUAAGCAUAACAGGAUUCAGCUUUCAUGCAACUGCAGUAAUAGCCUAUCUUCAGCGGCGAGUAAACUUUUGUUUCCUUGAACCCAAGACUCCAAACGAAAGUCUGCUCAAAGACGUUCACAUAGAAUCAGAAGUCGGAAAUAAAGAAAAGCAAGUUCUCAAAAAUGUUGGCAAAGUUGAGAGAUUUAUCGUAGAUCAAUUGAGAAAUGUGAUCGAUGAGGAAUUCGUAUUCCCUAGUUACUUUUCCAUAGAGUUUGAUUAA